GGGAUCCCGCCUCCUUUGGCGCGCUGGAGGGCUUGACGUCACCGCGUGCUGGCGGGAAACGUCGGGACCCGCUCGGCGCGUCCGUGGAAAUGGCAGAGCCGGAUUCGGAUAGCGACGAGGUGGUGCUCACGCCGGCUCAGCUGAUCUGCAGCUUGGAGCAGGCUUGGAUGAAUGAGAAAUUUGCCCCCGAACUGCUAGAAAGCAAAUCAGAAAUCGUUGAAUGUGUCAUGGAGCAGCUUGAACAUAUGGAAGAGAAUUUGAAACGAGCCAGACAAGGGGACCUUAAAAUCAGCAUUCACCGCAUGGAGGUGGAACGAAUCCGUUACGUUCUCAGCAGUUACUUGCGCUGCCGAAUCCAGAAGAUUGAAAAGUAUUUCCCCCACAUCCUGGAGAAGGAAAAAACUCGGGCAGAAGGAGAGCCACCCAUCCUGUCCCCAGAGGAGUUUGCAUUUGCCAAAGAGUACAUGGCAAACACAGAGAAUCAUCUCAAAAACGUUGCGCUGAAGCAUAUGCCUCCAAACCUGCAGAAAGUUGAUUUUCUCAAAGCUGUUCCCAAGCCCAACCUGGACUCCUUUGUCUUCUUGAGAGUGAGAGAGAGACAAGAAAACAUAAUGGUGGAGCCGGAGCGUGAUGAGCCAAGAGAAUAUGUGAUUGAUCUGGAUGAAAACUCCCAGCAUUUGAUCCGCUACAAGACAAUUGCUCCCCUGGUGGCCUCAGGGGCAGUUCAGCUCAUCUAGACCAGAUGGACUUACAGCCACCUUUCUGCAAAGAGACUGAGCAGAAGAAAGAGCUGGGGAGUUAGGGCUGAAUGUUCCUUCAUGCCUAACUCUGGGAAUUUGACUCCACUGGCUUGAUUUCAACAUCAGAUGCCUGAAGUACUGUUACUGCUGCUGAAACAAUGAUGUGCAAUUCUGCUCCUGGGAAAUGGGGUCCAACGAAGGGGAGGUGGUGGCAUUGGAGAAAAGAUUUGGAAAGUGGAAAUGGUUUAGCCCAGCAACUUGGCUGCUCAAAGGUCAUAUCAUUACCUGCCCAGCAGGGGGCAGUAGGCCUGUUCUGGAAGGGCCAGGUUCAAGCAACAGAAUGAAAAGAUGUCCUUGGA
This is a messenger RNA of Candoia aspera, 1099 nucleotides long. It is a transcript of the gene GINS4, whose product is annotated as GINS complex subunit 4. Lineage: Eukaryota; Metazoa; Chordata; Lepidosauria; Squamata; Candoiidae. Gene Ontology annotation, biological process: double-strand break repair via break-induced replication; DNA-templated DNA replication. The record is from RefSeq and is a predicted model, not a curated record. Bases 90 to 737 code for a protein of 215 amino acids. The transcript is spliced from 7 exons. Gene Ontology annotation, cellular component: GINS complex.